CAUAAAUGUGGGUUUGGGUUUGACAAAACCGGACCCAUCGCCAUCCCUACUCGCAUUCGCUAUCCAACUCCCAUUUUCCCAUCCACCAGAUCAUCUUCCAGUUCUUCACCCACAUUUUCCCCCUUCCUCCCGUCCGGAGAUUUCUCCCCAUGGCCGCCGCCGUUCUUGAAUCCGUCGUCGUCCCUCGCCCAAGACACUCCUCCUCCUGCCUCCAACCCGCCGCGGCUUCUUCCUUUCUAUCUCCGUGCCCCCGAUCCCUCCCUCUCCCUGCCGCCAGAGGUCUCAAGCUCGCCUCGCCGGCUCGUUCCUUCCGAUCCCUUACCCCUGUCCCUAUUCGUCGCUCCUCCAUCGUCUGCGAGGCCCAGCAGGACACCGCCACCGAAGUUCCGGCAGUUACAGACGGCGACUGGCAGUCUGUGGUCCUCGAGUCGGAAACCCCGGUCCUGGUGGAAUUCUGGGCGCCAUGGUGCGGCCCGUGCAGGAUGAUCCACCCCGUCAUCGACGAACUGGCCAAGCAGUACGCAGGGAAGCUGAAAUGCUACAAGCUCAACACCGACGAGAGCCCGUCGGUCGCGACGCAGUACGGCAUCCGGAGCAUCCCGACCGUGAUGAUCUUCAAGGACGGGGAUAAGAAAGAUGCUGUGAUUGGUGCUGUUCCCAAGUCCACCCUCACCAGCUCCAUAGAGAAGUUCUUGUAAAAAGAGAGGUUCCCCGGUAAGUGUUGGGGAGUGGAAAUGACAGUAAAUCUGCUACUAGUAGUUAGCUAUUUUGUGGGUAUUAAGUUUACAAGAACGUUGUUUAUGAAUCAGCCUGCAAUAAAGGUCCUUGCUUGCCCUUGUAUAGCAUGCCUCUCUGUAUGAUCCUGUUGCCCUUAUUAGAUAAUAUGUUUAACUUCCCACCAUUACUGUUAUUACCUACUAGAAUCACACUCUGUUCUUCUGUAGAUCGUUGGUGAGUGUUAUGAAUGUGAAUGAAGCUUCUCCAUUGCUCAUGUUGUAUAUCUUGUUGGUUGGUUAGGUCAGUUUCCUACUAGCAUAGUCUAUUGGGUAAGAGUAGUGGUGUUGUAUCCCUUUCUUGUUCCUUAGAUUUUUAGGGUUUGGCCUCUCCUCUCCCAGCAAUAUCUUGGCGCCUAAUUGCCUCUACGCACAGCCAAAAUACCCAACAUCCUUUCACAGGCUCUUGUUGAUCCUGGGAGAGGAUCCAAGCAGUGCAAGUAGAGAGUGAUGCCCUUAGUUGCCAAUAAUACAAUGGCAAGUGCAUU
This is a messenger RNA of Linum trigynum, 1261 nucleotides long. Lineage: Eukaryota; Viridiplantae; Streptophyta; Magnoliopsida; Malpighiales; Linaceae. The record is from the annotation of a GenBank genome assembly.